This is a messenger RNA of Topomyia yanbarensis, 1410 nucleotides long. RefSeq names its product ferrochelatase, mitochondrial (gene FeCH). The transcript has 3 exons. Bases 158 to 1333 code for a protein of 391 amino acids. The record is from RefSeq and is a predicted model, not a curated record. NCBI's taxonomy places the organism in Eukaryota, Metazoa, Arthropoda, Insecta, Diptera, Culicidae. Gene Ontology annotation, biological process: heme biosynthetic process. Gene Ontology annotation, molecular function: protoporphyrin ferrochelatase activity.
GUUAGUUGUGUUGUGUUCAAUUGCAUAUCGUAGUCUACGCAAUUAACUGAAUACGACUAAUGGUGUUUGGUCUCGUACAUUCCCUCUAUAAAACUUAGCUUUAGGGAUUUCAUUGGGCCACUACAUAUUUGAAGAACUACUUUUGUGUACAGUCAGAAUGCUGCGUCAUACAUUUGUAUCAAGACCGGUUUUCUCGGGAUUAGCCACGUCGUCUCAUCUGCGAUGUUUCGGUACGCAAACGGUGGCCUACUCGAAACCUCGUACAGCAAUCGUCAUGCUCAAUAUGGGAGGCCCUCAGAAUACCGAUCAGGUUCACGACUAUUUGCACAGGAUUAUGACCGAUAGAGACAUGAUCCAAUUGCCUGUUCAAAGCAAGUUGGGCCCCUGGAUCGCCAAGCGUCGCACUCCGGAGGUACAGAAAAAAUACUCGGAAAUCGGCGGUGGAUCGCCCAUUCUUAAGUGGACCAACCUACAGGGACAACUGUUGUGCCAGCAGUUGGAUCUAGUAUCUCCAGAAACGGCACCUCAUAAACAUUACGUAGCCUUUCGUUAUGUAACGCCGCUAACGGAGGACGCUCUGCAGCAAGUUGAAAAGGAUAAACCCGAACGAGUGGUCCUUUUUUCGCAGUAUCCUCAGUACAGCUGUGCCACUUCAGGAUCCAGCUUCAAUGCAAUCUUUUCGCAUUAUAAAAAUAACAAAAACGCUCUCACCAAUACGAAGUGGAGUAUUAUCGACCGCUGGGGCACGCAUCCAUUGCUAGCAAAGACGUUUGCCGAUAACAUCCGGAAGGAACUUGAUAAAUUCCCGGAAGAAAAACGUAAGGAUGUCAUUUUGCUUUUCUCUGCCCAUUCACUACCACUGAAGGCAGUCAAUCGAGGCGAUUCCUACCCUUCGGAAAUAGGUGCUUCUGUCCAAAAUGUUAUGGAUGAGCUAAAAUACUGCAACCCAUACUGUUUAGUAUGGCAAUCGAAGGUUGGGCCUCUGCCCUGGUUGGAACCGUUUACUGAGGAUGCCAUCAAGGGGUACGUAAAACAAGGUAAGAAAAAUUUUAUCCUGAUUCCGAUUGCUUUCGUCAACGAGCAUAUCGAAACGUUACAUGAAUUGGAUAUUGAGUAUUGCACCGAGUUGGCUCACGAGGUCGGAGCGGAGAAGAUAGGCCGCGCGGCCGCCCCAAAUGAUCAUCCGCUGUUUAUCGAUGCCUUGACUGAUGUCGUGCACAGUCAUUUACAAAACGGUUACAGUGUGAAUCCUAAGUUUCUCCUGCGAUGCCCUGCUUGUGUGAAUGCAAAGUGUUCAACUAGCAAGGAGUGGUUUCGACAAAUGUGUAACUAGAGAUAAUUCUAAGGUUAUAGCUUUCGUUGGGGUGGACAUGGUUCAAUCGAGAGUGUGAUAAAUUUGUGUAGAAAAUA